Ictalurus punctatus (channel catfish) is the source of this 3672-nucleotide messenger RNA. It is a transcript of the gene adad1, whose product is annotated as adenosine deaminase domain containing 1 (testis-specific). Gene Ontology annotation, biological process: adenosine to inosine editing; RNA processing. Gene Ontology annotation, cellular component: cytoplasm; nucleolus. NCBI's taxonomy places the organism in Eukaryota, Metazoa, Chordata, Actinopteri, Siluriformes, Ictaluridae. The transcript has 11 exons. Gene Ontology annotation, molecular function: double-stranded RNA adenosine deaminase activity; double-stranded RNA binding; tRNA-specific adenosine deaminase activity. Bases 687 to 2186 code for a protein of 499 amino acids. The record is from RefSeq and is a predicted model, not a curated record.
UCACCAGAAGCAGCUCCUGCUUCAAAAAUACAGUUCAUACCACACCUGAGUAUAGUGUUUCCUCCCAGCGCUUGUACUUAGCUGUGGCUCCCUCUUGUCCUUCUAAAGUGUCAUGCACUUGUUUCUGGUCAGCUGGUUGAAAUGCACAGGCAUAUACUGUAUAAAAGACACGUGUAUAAUAGAUGUAUGUGUGAAAUUUGUUGCUUCGGUUACUUGUAAGUUGAUGUGAUUUGGAUGGACGCAUUUACUAAAUAAUAAAUGUUAAUUGCACACACUGUAGCUUGCCUGUUGUGCGCACUAUUUUUCACCCCCCUCUACCCCAUUCACAGGACGGCCACUGAGCUUGUAUUCUUUGACCGAUGGACCGCUUUCGAUGAAGUAGUGAUAUUGACAUGGCAGCAUCAUCGUGUGUGUGUGCGCGCUGGGGGUUUGGUGAAAUCAGCUGCAGCUACAAUGUUAGUUAUUGAGCACAGUGCUAGUCCACCUUGUAGGUCUACAAUUGGAGACUGUACCUAACGUCAGCACAGAUUGAUUGAGCUACAACUUCUGGCCCUUUUUGGACUAUUUCUCAACACAGCCCUUUUUGGACCAUUUCUCAACACAGUGCCAUUGAAGUGUUAAAACCCAACAUCACUGCCUGGUUCAUUCAAAAAGUGCAGCACACAUGAGCAGGCCCCAAACCGGAAAUGAUCCCCAAAGAACUGAUCGACAGGUACCGGAGAGGAAAGACUCAUCCUGUGUCUUUCCUCUACCAGCUUUCGCAGGUGCUACAGUUCCAGGUGGAGAUGAAGGAGACAGUAACGACAGGAGGAGUGAUUGGUUUCUACUUUGCAUUCUGUGCUGUGAUUGACGGAGUGCAGUAUAAAACUGGCAUGGGUAUCAGUAAGAAAGAGGCCAGGGUCAGAGCAGCUCAGUUGGCCGUGGAGGAGCUACUGUCUAAUCUGGAGAAUGAUGCAGUACAGCCUGAUGCUUUGGCAGGUCCUCCUCCUCUACCAGUGAAAGAGCAAAACUCCCCCGCCUCAGACGCCCGUCCUGGAAGGGCCAUGUUUGAAAUGAAAAAUCCUGUUCAAGACCAGGUUCCCAGUGCUGUUAAGGAGACGUUCUCCAGGCUGAUGGACAGUUCUCCAGAGUUCUCGGGCUGUGGUGGAACAGUAGCUGCGUUUGUUAUUCAGUCUCCAACUGGGUGUGAAGUGGUUGCUCUUGGUACAGGCAACUAUAACACAAGUGAGAGUCUGGCACCUAAUGGACGCGUCGUUCAUGAUUCUCAUGCUGUUGUGACUGCACGGAGAUCACUCAUGAGGUAUCUGUACAGGCACCUGUUACUGUUCUACAGUAGGAAUCGCUCUCUGCAGGAGAAGUCAGUUUUUGAGUUGGAUGAGGACACCAAACUCUUAAGUCUGAAGAGCCACCUAACCCUUCACUUGUACCUCAAUCAGCUGCCCAAAGGAGCUGCCCAGAUACCCUCUCACCUUCGUCUAAGCCCUCUGUCCAUCUCAGCAUGGGAAGUAAAUAAUCAGAUUGGUCUACAUGUGACUGUAGAUGGAAAGGUCUUUUCUGUGUUCUCUUCUACACUCGACCAAAGCGGUUCUCGUAUCAUCAGUAUGUCGGCUACUGACAAAAUCACACAAUGGCAGACUUUGGGUUUCCAGGGCGCACUACUGAGCCACUUCAUCGAGCCCAUCUAUGUCAAUAGCAUAUUCAUAGGUAAUGAAGGCUGCAGUGAUACACGUGGUAUGGAGGUUGCAGUAAAUCAGAGAGUAGAUGGCAUCACCUCCAAGUUGCCCAUGUAUUACUGUUUGUAUCGGCCACAUAUUAGCCUGGUGCCCUCUGUGAUCCCCAUAGACGCCCACAGCACCCAGAGGACUCUCAGCCUCAACUGGAGCCAAGGAGAUGUUUCCAUCGAGGUUGUAGAUAGCGUGGCGGGAAGAUCUGUGAAGGAGUCUCCCUUUAAAAGUGGUCCUGCUCUUGCUAGUCGUCUGUGUAAAGGUGCCAUGUUGAGUCGUUUCAACUUUGUAGCGAAAGAGGCACAUAGAGAGGAUUUGCUAGCUGCUGUGUCCUACAGGGAGGCCAAGAUGAUGGCGAAACCGUACCAGGAGGCAAAGAGCGUUCUGAAGUCGUACUUUGCCAUGAAGGGCUACGGACAGUGGGUUGAGAAACCACCUAUCAGCGAUCACUUAACAAUGUGAGACCCAAUCUGCAGAUGACCGUCCUAGCUCUGAGGCGCCUUCGGAAGAAAGGUUUAAACACUCAGCGACAGUUUGCAUUUAGCAUCAAAAAGGAAAUAAGUGUUGUAUCUUUAUACUCUUCACAUUUUCAGUUAAAAAAAGAAAAAGGGAAAAAAAUACUGGUGGAAUUUAAAAGCAGUUGCAUGUGAGAGACACAUGAUUUGUUGUGUUUAGUCAUAAGGUUCUUGUUUUUUUUGUUUUCUUUUCCUCUCAUAUUUUUACUUGGUGCUUUGUGAAUGAGUGAUGAGUGGGGCUGGGCUAUAUGAAAAUGUAACAUCAGUGCUGUAGUACAUCAACAUCAUGAGGUACUUUAACAGUUUCCUGAUUAUUUUCAUGUGUAAGUGCUUUUAUACCCUCAUUGUUUGAUUAUAUUCAGUUAUUGAUUAGUUUUGGACUAGUUGAUUUAUUUUCCACCUUUUUCCUGGUUAAAUUCUUCAAUUAUGUGUUGAAAUAAAAUAAAAAUAAAAAAACACGCACACAAAAAACUCUCCACCUGUAUGAAAAUGUUUUUCAUAAUAUGGCUCUACAUAUUGUGUAAUGUACCAUCUGAUAUUUUCACUUACCAAUUGGCCUUUCUUUACCUUUAUAUUUAAGUUUUUGGUCACUGAAGGAAAAAUGUUAGCUUGUAUGCUGCAUCCUGUAACAGGAAGUUUACAUUUCCACGAUAUUUCACAAAAAGUGAAACUCUAUAUUAAAAAAAAGCUUGAUAAAUAAUACAAAAUAAAAUGUAAAAAAAAAAAGGUUCUCAGGUUAACUGACAUCAUGUCGUUUUAGAUUUCACAAAUUCUUCAGAUAUUUCAGUUAAAGUUCUGUUUAAUUUCAAGUUUGUUUUUUAAUCACCAAGGUAAGUAAGAUAGUAGUGAUGUAGGUGUUUCUUUAUGAAGUGGUGUUGCUAGUUUCGAAAGGUUAGGGUCUGAGGAGAGCGCGUCCUCUCUUGUUACUAGUAAUACACAGGAAACCUCGACAUCCUGUCAAAAGUGAUACUGCAACUAGGUGCCUUCAAUAUUUGUAUGUGUGAAAGAUAGGAUCAUAAUCUUACUCUUGAAGUCACUUUUUUGCUUGCAAGGGAAGAAGAGUUGGGCAUGCACAGGUAGCUUUGAAGAUUAUAGUUAUAUUUAUAUGUAUAAUAAAUGAACGUUUUUGCUGUAUAACCAACUUGAGCUUUUAUUCCACAGGCCUGUGUGAUUUUGCUUUACGCAUGACAUUUACCUUCAGCUUAGUACCUGCUGUGUGUAUGUGUGCAGAGACGUGGGAAAUAACCAGCUUGGGCAGUUCUCAUAGUAAUGGUUUUACUCGUGAUGUAUUUAUGUAGCUCAAAAAUGACUUAACGCUUUAGUGGCUUUAGUCGAUCUGGAAAAUAAUCAGAUGUAUGAGAAAAAUGUACUUUUUUUUUUUUGCUGCAAAUGUCUAUUAUAUUAAUGUUAGUAAAAGCUUUAAGAUCAUCAAA